Schizosaccharomyces octosporus yFS286 is the source of this 1640-nucleotide messenger RNA. Its product is annotated as SMR domain-containing protein. NCBI's taxonomy places the organism in Eukaryota, Fungi, Ascomycota, Schizosaccharomycetes, Schizosaccharomycetales, Schizosaccharomycetaceae. The record is from RefSeq and is a predicted model, not a curated record. The coding region runs from base 65 to 1573 and encodes 502 amino acids. The transcript is spliced from 2 exons.
GCCAAAACGCAGCAAACGCGACCUGCAAUGAACAAUAUUUCUUUAUAAGCGCGAACGCAAUCCAAUGCCAGAUUGGCGUUCGCAAUUUGAGGAACACUAUUCCCAGUACCUGGAUUCAGCACUUGUCUUGGCUAUUGUCAACGAUUGUGAGAAUAGCGACAGUGCUAAAGAUGUGUUGGAACUACUGAAAAAUGACGGUCAAUGUUUGACCCAUGAAGAUGGUUGGAAUCAAUCCACUACACGAGAGAAAGAAAAUGAAAUUUUACAUAGUUUAGACGAUGAAUUCAACAAAGAACAUGAAGUUGACUAUUCAGAAGAAUUGACAAAUUCUCUAUAUGAUUUAGAUGAAACUGUUUAUAAUUUUUUACGGUCCAUGUUUCAUGAUAUUGCACCGCAGCGUGUGCAGUAUGUCCUUUAUAAAUGUGAAAAUGAUCUUACUCGCGCCAGUGAUGAAUUAUUAAAUCAAGAAGUACUUGAAAAGAACGAAGGCCUUAGAAAUGCUACCGAUGCUCUUUUUGCAGCUCCCAACGUCUCUCAUCGUUCUCGGCAGCGUAAACGAAAAAAUAAAAAGCCCAACGCUUCGCGUAGAGCCCCCUGGAAAGACGAUUUGUAUCUAAGCAAUGCAAAUAAAUCCGACACUGACGAAGAAUUGGCUCAGUUUACUGCGAACAAACUUUCCUUUUGGGAAAGAAACCAACAACUUUUUGAAAAGAUCUCCUCUAUUUUGGAUAUUGCUAACUCGCGAGUCAGCCAUGAAUUUUAUAAGCAUUCUGGGUCAUUAUACUUUACAGUGAACGCUUUGCUACGGAAGCAUCCUUUGUUGACAGAGACCUUUGAGAAGUCAUGUCAAGAUACUGCAUCUGAACUUUCCAAAAACACUGGUCUUGCGUUUCAAUUUUGCUGUGAACUUAUAACCUGUAGUAAAGACUUGCAAGGAGCAAAAUGGAUUGCUUACGCCGUCAAGCAAUCACAACCGAAAGAUACGACUAAAUUGGAACUUGGUUUACUUGGUAAUGAAAAGCCUAAAGCAAGCCAAUUGCCUUCUUUAAGUCGUAAUAUGAGUGAACGAGAUGAUUCAGUGGAAACGUAUUCCGCAGAAGAAUGUAAUCGUCUAGCGGACGAAUACUUGGAUUAUCGAAAUGCCGAGUACGCUGCUUCUGCGAGAGAUUAUCGAAGAAGCAGAAGUGAUCGAUUGCUUGGUGGGUCUGCAGCUUACCACGCUCAAGUUGGACGACAAUAUCAUGAAAAAGCUAUGAAAUGGCGAGGUUUAGCCAUGAGGUCUUUAGUUCAAACUGGUACGCCAUAUUCGUUGGAUUUGCAUGGUGCCACUGUUCGUGAGGCUAAAAGCAUCGUUGAAGAGAGAGUCUCAAGUUGGUGGGCAAAGGAAGCGGAUUCUUCUCCGAAUUGUAUACACCCCUUUAGAAUUAUUACAGGGAUUGGUAAUCAUAGUGUAGGCAUGGAAGCUAGGCUUUUACCCUCCAUAGUUCGAUGGUUACAGCAAAAUGGUUGGAGAUUUGAGGUAAAUCAUGGUCAAGUUGAGGUUUACGGUGCUAUUAUCAAGAAGAAGAAAUAGUUGUUUAGUACUAUACACUCCGAAGAACCUAUAAGGUUUGUUAUAUAUAUAUAUAUAUAUAUAUAUA